Messenger RNA from Choloepus didactylus (southern two-toed sloth), 954 nucleotides. RefSeq names its product casein kinase I-like. Gene Ontology annotation, biological process: peptidyl-serine phosphorylation; negative regulation of canonical Wnt signaling pathway; signal transduction. Gene Ontology annotation, cellular component: cytoplasm; nucleus. Lineage: Eukaryota; Metazoa; Chordata; Mammalia; Pilosa; Megalonychidae. Gene Ontology annotation, molecular function: ATP binding; protein serine/threonine kinase activity. The record is from RefSeq and is a predicted model, not a curated record.
AUGGCGAACAGCAGCGGCUCCAAGGCCGAAUUCAUUGUCGGAGAGAAAUAUAAACUGGUACGGAAGAUCAGGUCCAGCUCCUUCCGGGACGUUUAUCUGGCGAUCAACAUCACCAACUGCGAGGAAGUGGCAGUGCAACUAGAAUCUCGGAAGGCCAGGCAUCCCCAGUUGCUGUACGAAAGUAAACUCUGUAAGAUUCUUCAAGGUGGGGUUGGCAUCCCACACAUACGAUGGUAUGGUCAGGAAGAAGACUACAGUGUGCUAGUCAUCGAUCUUCUUGGACCCAGCCUCGAAGACCUCUUCAAUUUCUGCUCAAGAAGGUUAACAAUCAAAACUGUACUUAUGUUAGCUGACCAGAUGAUCAGUACAAUUGAAUAUGUGCAUACAAAGAAUUUUAUACACGGAGACAUUAAACCAGAUAACUUCCUAAUGGGUAUUGGGCAUCACUCUAAUAAAUUAUUCCUUAUUGACUUUGGUUUGGCCAAAAAGUACAGAGACAACAGGACAAGGCAACACAUACCCUACAGAGAAGAUAAAAGUCUCACUGGCACUGCCAGAUAUGCUACCAUCAAUCCACAUCUUGGUAUUGAACACAGUCGCCAAGAUGACAUGGAAUCAUUAGGAUAUGUUUUGAUGUAUUUUAAUGGAACCAGCCUGCCAUGGCAAGGACUAAAGGCUGUGACAAAGAAACAAAAGUAUGAAAAGAUUAGUGAAAAGAAGAUGUCCAAUCCUGUUCAAGUUUUAUGUAAAGGGUUUCCUGCAGAAUUUGCUAGGUACUUAAACUAUUGUCGUGGGCUACAUUUUGAGGAAGCCCCGGAUUACAUGUAUCUGAGGCAGCUGUUUCGUGUUCUUUUCAGGACCCUGAAUCACCAAUAUGACUACACAUUUGAUUGGAUGAUGUUAAAGAAGAAAGCAGCACAGGAGGCAGCCUCUUCCAAUGGGCAGGAUUUCUAA